Symbiodinium sp. CCMP2592 is the source of this 396-nucleotide messenger RNA. Lineage: Eukaryota; Dinophyceae; Suessiales; Symbiodiniaceae. The record is from the annotation of a GenBank genome assembly.
AUGGUGGAGGUUCCGCAUUGCGCUGCUACCCAGAGGGCCCAGGCGCGGACGGGUUCGGCCGCGGCUUUGGCGAAGGCGAAGGUCGUAUUUCCAACUGGCCUCAAUGAUGCCCGGAUCGCCCAUACCAUGUGCGGCGGGAUGGCCAUAUUGCAACCUUCGGCAGAAAUCGCGCUCCCUUACGGGCCAGCGGGCGCAGCGGCUCCUCGGAUCUUGUCGGGUUUUGCUGCUCUGCAGGUCGUGUGGGCAGACCUGGCCGCCAAUGAUAGCGACGACGAAGAACAGGUCGUAUGGGCCGACCUUGCGGCAGCAGACAGUGAAGACGAAGAGCAGGUCGUGUUGGUGACCGGGAAGACCCUUCUUGUCCUUUGGAUACGAGCGACACGGUCGACCAUCUGA